Molecule: messenger RNA, 1986 nt
Organism: Cydia splendana
Lineage: Eukaryota; Metazoa; Arthropoda; Insecta; Lepidoptera; Tortricidae
Exons: 3
Coding region: 235-1986 (583 amino acids)
Source: RefSeq, a predicted model, not a curated record
GGCCGAGCGGCUACGUCUCUACGGGAAACACCAAACUACGCCUGCGCGCUUGGCCAGUUUCGUCCAAGUGUCACUCAACAAAUGUUUCUGCUGACAGUUUACUUUGAUUGUGAUUUUGAAUGUUUAUAUUUACUUAGAUUUAGAUAGUAAUAGUUUAUAUGUUUAUUUUUAUGAAUUUAGGCUUUUCCGUUCUUGUGUAUAGCAUAAUUUUCGGCACCGUACCCGUUGCCUACUAUGGAAUGCUGUGUGUGUAACAAAAUUUUUUCAUCUCCCAGAGGCCUACACAUUCAUCAAUCGCGAAUUCAUCAGGUUGGCUUCGGCACACGCGGUGGCUGCGAGGCGGCGGUCCAUGCCGUACGCACCUUCGUACAAAGCGACGCAUGUGAGGUACUUUUAAAAUUAGACGUACAGAACGCCUUUAAUUCAGUGAAUAGAGACACCCUGCUGAACGAAAUUAAAAUGACGGUUCCGGAAAUUUAUAACUUUUUACUACAGUGUUAUCACUGUCCAUCCAAAUUAAUGCACAAAAACAAUGAGAUACUUUCGGCAGUGGGUUGUCAGCAGGGUGAUCCCCUCGGUCCAGCCAUAUUUAGUUUGACAAUUAAUUCAAUAAUUCACAGUCUAAAUUCCAAAUUAAACGUGUGGUACCUUGACGAUGGGACUCUAGGUGGCGAUUCACAGACUGUCUUAGCAGAUUUAAUACAAAUUAAAAAUAAGUUUAAAGAUAUUGGGUUGGAAUUAAAUUUCAAUAAAUGUGAAUUAUAUAUUUCCGACAAUGUAGAUUCUUCUUCGGCAUCCCAAAUUAUUCAAAGUUUUAAUAACAUCGCGCCAUCCAUCAAAAAUAUAUCUAAAGACAGUCUACAUCUUCUCGGAGCACCCAUCUUCAAUGAAGCCAUCCCUCCCCUUCUGAGUAAAUCUAUUUCAAAAUUUAGUGACUAUUCGGACCGCCUUCUCAAAAUUAGCAGUCAUUCUGCACUGUUUAUUCUAAAAUUUUGUUUACUCAUUCCAAAAUUCACCUACCUGCUCCGCUGUUGUCCUAUCUGGAAAUACCCCCAUCUACUCCGACCUCUUGACCUACUUUUAAAAUCCCAAAUUGAAUCAAUUUUGAACAUCCGAUUUAGCGAGCAGGCAUGGACUCAAGCCACCUUACCGAUAAGGUAUGGUGGCUUGGGUACCCGUAAAAUUUCAAGUGUUGCUUUGCCAGCAUUCUUGGCCUCAAUUCAUAGCACCUCCGAUCUCGCAGGUAAUAUUCUCAAAGCCUCUCCGGCUACAAACUGCGAGAUCGCGUGCCUAGUUGAGGCGUCGAAUGCUUGGCUAGCUGGACCGAGUCAAAAUUUUCCGUCUCGACCGAAGAUACAAAGGGCCUGGGAUAACAUAGCUUCAGUCUCUACUCUAAACUCACUUCUGGACACCGCGAUAGGCAGGGAUCGAGCGAGGCUUCUGGCUUCAUCUAGGCCAGAGUCGGGUCAGUGGCUACACGCGUACCCCUCGCCUAACACCGGCACCUUUAUAGACCCAGGGACGCUACGCAUAGCCGCUGGUCUCCGGCUAGGUGUUGCUGUCUGCGCCGACCACAACUGCGCUUCAUGUGGAUCUGAAGUGGAUAGCCUCGGUCACCACGGGCUCGCCUGCUCUUCGGGUGCCGGCCGCCUGUCUCGCCAUUCCGCCCUCAAUGACAUCCUGAGAAGGGCGCUCGUCAGUGCCGGCGUUCCCGCCGCCCUGGAGCCCCAAAUAGUGCGGAACGACGGUAAGCGCCCUGACGGGAUGUCAUUGAUUCCCUGGAAGAUGGGUCGUGCGUUGGUAUGGGACGCCACUUGCGCUGACACGGUAGCGGCGUCCUACGUCCCAUCGACCAGCAGGCGUGCUGGCGCGGCGGCGGACACUCGGGAGCGUCAAAAGGUAGCUAAAUACAGCUGUCUCGGCGCUCAAUACGAAUUCGUCGCAUUUGGCGUCGAGACGCUUGAGAACCAGUAUUUUGCGCCCUGA